Molecule: messenger RNA, 2727 nt
Organism: Xenia sp. Carnegie-2017
Lineage: Eukaryota; Metazoa; Cnidaria; Anthozoa; Malacalcyonacea; Xeniidae
Exons: 11
Coding region: 1096-2460 (454 amino acids)
Molecular function (GO): GTPase activity; GTP binding
Source: RefSeq, a predicted model, not a curated record
AUCACGAGAAGCAUUUCAAAGCUGCGAUACUACAGAGCUCGCUAAAAAUGGCGAUGAUCAAGAUUUCACUUGUUCCGACUCUGUGAUAAAAUGGAAAUUCUCUUCAUACCCGCUCCCACGCAUUCUCAAAUAUCAUUGCGAUUUUUUUUUUUUUUAAUGAAACCUCGCGACGCGGACAUGUUCAAAUCUCGUUAUGUCACGGUAAUUAGCCUGAAAUAGAACUGAUUACAAGAUAUCUCCCGAGAUUAUCAAUAUCAGGAAAGUAAUUGCAAGAAGGAAGAAAAAUAUUUCGCAGUUAGUGAUCAGGCUGCAAGUUCCAUUCGGAACAGAUCGCGAUCGUCGGCGCACGCUCCCUCAUCAAUAGCUCCAUGGAUAAUAGCAUUAUAAAAACGACGAACGUUUAUAUGUCAACGGUCAUUACACUUCAUAAACCACUGUCUUCAACUCUCUGUGGUCGUUAAAUUGCGGUGAACGAAACUUAUCUUGUAGGAGAUAGCGAUGAUUGUCAUACUUCGAAAUAAGUUCCCUCCUGUUGCUGUCGUUUCACAAACAUCAGUUGUAUACACAUACAUAUAAUUAGCUAGUUAUACAAAAUACAGUUUCUUUAAUUGUAUUUGAUUAUUUGUUUAUACUUCCAACGUGCUUCGUGACCAUUAUUAUAGACCCUCGUCUGUUAUCAUACAUUUCAGCUGGCGGUCUUCAUCAAAGCGAGGAUUUAACUCUAUAUUUAGUAUGCUUGCUAUGCAGCUGUGCUUUCGUUUUCCUUAUUCGUAGCGCUGAUUUCUUUUUUUUGAAAUGGGCUGCAAAUUUAAAACGAUCAGACCCACACGACAGUCGUAGUGGCAGAAGAUAUGCGACAAAGCACUGAGAUAAUUGAUAUUCGCUAAUGACCAAGCGCUCGAAGGAUACACUUGACUCGUCAAAAUUGGGUGGUCAUUCUUGGCCAGCUUGUCGUAUGCGUGUACGAGAUGCCGACUCUGUUAAGCUUCAUUACGGUAGCGAAUUUGGUAGCAAGCUUGGUGAGAUAACGUCCCUCUUGAGGCCUUAAGUGUAUGGUCAUCGUCUUCCAUUGCUCGAAAAGAAUCGACGAAGAAAAUGCGACGAAGGAGAAGCGCCAUGGUCUUGCAGCAUUCGAAUGUGGUGCGCGUGGUUGUGUUGGGAAAGAAAGGUGUGGGAAAAUCAGCCUUGACCGUCCGGUUUAUGACCAAACGUUACAUCGGAGAGUACGAUAGCAGCAAUGAUGAAACUUGGAAACACAUCGCGAUGAUAGACGAAGAACAUGUACCCCUGGAGAUUAACGAUACGACCGGAUUGUGCUCAGAGGAGAAUCUCGACGUGUACGUCCGAUGUGGUGAUAUCUUCAUUAUCAUGUACUCAAUCACUGAUCGAGAAUCCCUGGAGCAUGCGCGCUACCUCGGAGAAUCAGUUCAACGUAAAAAACCUGAUGCGGCGGACAAUAUCGUGUUGGUGGGGACUAAAACCGACUUGGAGCAUUUACGUCGCGUCGACGUUCACUCGGCUCGGGAGACUGCGAACGAACUUCAGUGCCCGUUUCACGAGAUUUCGAUAAGCGAAGGUUACGAACAAGUUGAAAGAUUGUUCGAGGAGUUGCUGCGUAAGUUUUGCGGGAAAUUCGUCGGACAAAAGACCGCGGUCAGAUCGAUUCUCAAAAAGAAACAGAAAAACAAGGAUAAUUUGAACAAGUUGUCGAUGGGAAGGAAGAAAAGCAUCUAUAACAGCGCUCCUGUAGUGGAGUAUAUACAACAACACAUACAUGUUGGCAUGAAAGAUGAGAGAUUUAUCGAUCAACAACAAAACAAACGAAUGUCGAAGACCAAAAAACGCGCGAAUUCGGCACCCAAACAUUUGAAUGUGAUACUGCUUGGUCAGGAUGGCGUUGGAAAGUCAGCGUUCACAGUCCGCUUAAAGACAAGACGUUACAUUUCGGAAUAUAGCAAUAUCGAGGACAGCUACAGCCAUUGUAUUGAAAACGAGGGGGAACAUGUCUCGCUGACCAUAACAGACACCGCGGGAACGAAAUCCGACAGAGAUUUGGAAAACUAUCUGGUCGCAGGCGACCUCUACAUUAUCAUGUAUUCUAUCACAAAUCGUUCAUCUUUUGAAGAAUCGCGCAGGCUUGCGAGCUUCUUGCGUGAAAACAACAGGGGUUGUCAGUUAGAGAUUGCCCUAGUGGGAAACAAAACAGAUCUCGAGCACUUGAGAGAAAUCUCGGAAAGCGAGGGAACGUCUCUAUCUCAAGAGACGAGAUGUCGAUUCUACGAAAUUUCGGUCGCGAGAAAUGCCGUGGACGUGGAGUUUUUGAUGAGCGACGUACUCAAAAGUUUUCAAAAAGUCCCCGACGUCAGAUCGGCGAGCAGAGCUUCGUUGACCAAGGUGAAAGAAAAUUUAACGCGCAACAAACCUUUCAGGUCGUUAAAGAGGCGAAUGUCAAUAUCUUGACGAAGAAAUGACAGAUUACAUGGGGAAAUAUGUAGGAACUCGACGCCCACUUCACAUACACUUGCCUGAAUUGUGGACGAUCCUUAAAAUCGUCGGGCCUUAAGAAGCUAUAAUCACCAGCAUAUUGUUACGAAUUCGACAAAACUGGAACAGUGCCUAAUAUUGACGAAAGUCGCAAAAGAACUACUUUUGGCCUCGAAAAUAAAUUCGAUUUAUGUAUAUAUUUCCUUUUUUUGUGCUUUGAAAAUAUGAAUAUUGACCGUUUCA